Molecule: messenger RNA, 441 nt
Organism: Lagenorhynchus albirostris (white-beaked dolphin)
Lineage: Eukaryota; Metazoa; Chordata; Mammalia; Artiodactyla; Delphinidae
Gene: TSPAN16
Product: tetraspanin 16
Cellular component (GO): membrane
Source: RefSeq, a predicted model, not a curated record
AUGGUCAUCAUUCUCAUCGUGGAAAUCACUGUCGCCACAGUGGUCCUUGCCUUCUUCCCGAUUGUUAGAGAAGUGGCCUUGGAGCACAACUUUGUGACCCAGAAUUACAGAGGUUACAACAUGGAUGACUAUUCCCUGGAAUGGAAUUUGGUCAUGGAGAAGAUGAGAUGCUGUGGCAUGAAGGACUACACAGAUUUUCCAUCCUUCGAAAGGAUGACUGGCCACACCUACCCCAGGGGCCGCUAUAAAUCUAUCGGGACCAUGGCCUGCGACGGGCACAACGUGUCUGCAGGUGUCAUCCACCAGGAAGGCUGUUUCCCUAAGCUCCUGAAAAUAACCAAGACUCAGAGCAUCAACCUGAGCGGAGGCUCUCUGGGGGCGGCAGUGAUACAGGGAUUGAACCUGGGUCACAGCGUGAAAGUGCUGAAUCAUAACCACUAG